Molecule: messenger RNA, 3130 nt
Organism: Nanorana parkeri
Lineage: Eukaryota; Metazoa; Chordata; Amphibia; Anura; Dicroglossidae
Gene: TACC3
Product: transforming acidic coiled-coil containing protein 3
Exons: 16
Coding region: 43-3096 (1017 amino acids)
Biological process (GO): mitotic spindle organization; cell population proliferation; cerebral cortex development
Cellular component (GO): cytoplasm
Source: RefSeq, a predicted model, not a curated record
UUAUAAAUAGCGGAGGGCGGCUAGCCACUGGAAAUCAGCAGAAUGAGUCUGCAAGCUCUAAAUGAUGAAAAUCUCUCAAUCGACAUAACAGCUGAGACGUGUGACUUCCUGUUUACUCCUCCUCAGCCUACCGGCAGACCCUCCAUCCUCCGUCCUUCACAGAAAGAUAAUCUACCUCCCAAAAGCCCUAGCAAAGGCAUGAAGGUCACUUUCCAGACUCCAAUGCGGGACCCUCAGACUCACAGAAUUGUAAACUCCGGUCUGAGCAGUAAACCAGACAGUCUCUUCUUGCUGGAGAACUGUACACAGGCACUGGAGCAGCUUCAUCUGUCUGCAGCUGAUGCUUCCAGUAUAGUUCCAGAAGAAACAACACUCUCAAAAGAUCCCCCAUCCCACCCUGAAGAUGAAGCCCCAGUAAAAAGCAAUGGUGCCUAUAGCAUUGACUUUGAUAAGCUGGAUGAGAUUAAUCCAUUCAAAAGUACGAAGAAGAUGCAGAAUUCUCCUGUAAAACCAGAUUUUGAUUCCACAAAUGUCCCAGAUUCACUGGCUGAUCUAGAGGUUAAAGAGUUGUCUGAGGCCUCUGCUAACAGUGCUGGUAUUGUCAGUGAGAAUUUAGCAGCUUUGAGAGCUAGUCCAGAUAUAACCGAUUCUCCGGUCACUGUACAGUUUGCCCAAGGAGAUGAGGUUUUAAAUACAUCUGGUAAAUCGGGAUUAGAUGACACUGUUCCCCUGACGGCUGACACAGAUGUCCAGGAGAGUUUAUCAAAAUCAACAGCAAUUGAUCAAGACAAGAAUACCAUUUCAGAUGAGAAGGAAGCUGGUAGAGUAGACGAUCUAGUUGAUGUGAUGCCUGCUUCUACCACUGAGGGUGUAAAAGCACCACAACCUGAUGUUCCAAGCUCUCCACCAUUACCAAAAGGGUCUUACAAAUUUGAUCCAGAUCAACUUGAUUCCAUGGAUCCAUUUAACACUGGAGGUUCAAAGCUGCAGAACUCUCCCAAAAAACCUGUCUCAGGAGAAGGUAAAGAUGAUAAAGCGGAGCCAGUGAAGCUUGAAUUUGAUUUUGGAGGUGGCGAUGCUCCUCUUAAGACACCACCUAAAAAAUUGGGUAUGAGACCACCUCUAAAAACCGCAGCCAAAAAGAAUACCGUUUCAGAUGAGAAGGAAGCUGGUAGAGUAGAGACUAUAGCUGAUGUGAUACCUGCUUCUACCACUGAGGGUGUAGAAGCACCACAACCUGAUGUUCCAAGCUCUCCACCAUUACCAAAAGGGUCUUACAAAUUUGAUCCAGAUCAACUUGAUUCCAUGGAUCCAUUUAACACUGGAGGUUCAAAGCUGCAGAACUCUCCCAAAAAACCUGUCUCAGGAGAAGGUAAUGAUGAUAAAGCGGAGCCAGUGAAGCUUGAAUUUGAUUUUGGAGGUGGCGAUGCUCCUCUUAAGCCACCACCUAAAAAACUGGGUAAGAGACCACCUCUAAAAACCGCAGCCAAAAAGCCAGUUGUGCCUAAGGAAGCAGUACAUGAGAAACCAAAGGAGCAGGAUCAUCCAAAACCACCGGAGGAGGAUGUUAUUGUUCCUAAAGUUUCCUACAACUUUGACUGGAAUAAGUUUGAGGAUCCUAAUUUUAACCCAUUUGGAUGCGGGGGAUCAAAAAUAGUUGCCUCACCUAAAGUCCCCAAGAUUGACAGCGAAGCUCCAAUUGUGAAGAAAGAGGAUGUUCUACCUGUAGUAGAGAGCGCAGCUGCAGAAAAGACUGAAGCCAAUAAAUCCACAGUUUCUGACCCAGCUGAGACGCCUCUCCAAGAUUCCACCCUGACGGAGGACAAAUCUGUGAGUGUCAGCAGCGAGAAUACUUCUGAGGAACACAAGGAUGAGAGCACUGAUGUGAAUACAGUUGAAGAGGAUAAAACCUCUUCAGUCAUUGAUGAAAAUCCCUCGCAGAUUAAAGCUGUAUUGCCAGAUUCUCAGACUGCCUCAAACACUCAGCUUGGAGCACUGGAUAUGGAUUUCAAUGUUGCCUUAGACCUGGACUUUAAACCAGCCGAGGAGAUGGAAUUUAAGCCGGCUACUGAAGUUUUUACAGUUGGAUUUGACCAGCCAAUAGAAAUUGACUAUCUUGAGAACUUUGGCAUGGCUUCUUUCAAAGAUUCUGCUCUGAGGAAACAGUCCUUGUUUCUGAAAUUUGACCCUCUGCUGCGAGAGUCUCCUAAGAAGUCUGCGACUACAGACGACAACCUGAUGAGCGGCUUACCUCAAUGCAACAGCUUGGAGUUCUUUGGAAGCUUUCCUCAAUCAGCACACCCCUCCGCCUUGAACCUGGAGAUUGAAGAGAAACCCAGAGGCCUCGAUCUCCUGGGGACAUUCACUGUAGCUGACACAGCUCCUUUAAUUCCAGACAGUACAGGUUUCCGAUCUGCUCCAGACCCCUUCCUCCUACCGCCUGAUGUGGGGGCAAUUGUUGAGGUUCUCAAGUUCAGCCAGAAGGACAUGGAUGCAGCUAUAGAGACUGUCCGGCUAGAGGUUCGGGAAAAAGAUUUGGAGGUUUUAGAAUGGAAAAAUAAGCAUGAAAAACUCUACCUCGAAUAUGUGGAAAUGGGGAAAAUUAUUGCUGAAUUUGAAAGCACAAUUGCACAAAUACUAGCGGACUCUCAAAGACAGAAGGAAAUGAUGAAACGAGAGCUAAAUAAAGUUUUGGAGGAGAAGCAGCAGGUUCAGAAUGACUUGAACUCUAUGGAGAAUUCCUUUUCUGAACUCUUUAAAAGAUUAGAAAAGCAGAAGGAUGCUUUGGAAGGUUAUCGCAAGAAUGAAGAGGCCCUAAAGAAGUGUGUUGAGGAUUACCUGGCCAGGAUUAAGAAGGAAGAGCAGCGAUAUCAGGCACUGAAAGCACAUGCGGAGGAAAAACUGAGCAGAGCUAAUGAGGAAAUUGCCCAAGUAAGAAGCAAGUUCAAGAGUGAAUCGACCGCUCUCCAGGCAACACUACGCAGAGAGCAAAUGAAGAGCCAGUCCUUGGAGCGUGCUUUAGAACAAAAGACAAAAGAAAAUGACGAACUGACAAAAAUAUGUGAUGACUUGAUCUUGAAAAUGGAAAAAAUUUGAGACGUGAUCUCGGCACUUUUGUGCAAUACUGUUU